Striga hermonthica is the source of this 2781-nucleotide messenger RNA. Lineage: Eukaryota; Viridiplantae; Streptophyta; Magnoliopsida; Lamiales; Orobanchaceae. The record is from the annotation of a GenBank genome assembly.
AUGUCGCAAACCAAUUGGGAAGCUGACAAAAUGUUGGAUGUCUAUAUUCAUGAUUAUUUAGUGAAGAGAGAUUUGAAGGCCACUGCUCAGGCUUUUCAAGCUGAAGGAAAGGUGGCAUCUGACCCUGUCGCUAUCGAUGCUCCGGGUGGGUUUCUGUUUGAAUGGUGGUCAGUGUUUUGGGAUAUAUUCAUUGCCAGGACUAAUGAGAAGCAUUCUGAAGUUGCUGCCUCGUAUAUUGAGACUCAGUUAAUGAAAGCUAGAGAGCAACAGCAGCACCAACAACAGCCGCCACAGCCCCAGAAUUCACAACAACACCAACAGCAGCAGAUUCAGCUUUUAUUACAAAGGCAAGCCCAACAGCAACAACAACAGCAGCAACACCAACAACACCAACAGCAACAACAACAGAUUCAGCUUUUAUUACAAAGGCAAGCUCAACAGCAACAGCCACAACAGCAGCAACAACAACAACAGGAACAGCAGCAACAACAACAACAACAACAACAACAGCAGGCUCAUCAGCAGCAGCAAGGGCAACAACAAAGACGCGAGGGGGGUUCCCACCCCCUUAAUGGAUCAGCCAAUGGAAAUGUCGGAAAUGACCCUCUGAUGAGACAAAAUACCGGUGGGACUGCGAAUGCAAUUGCGACAAAGAUGUAUGAAGAGAAUUUGAAGAGGGAUUCUAUGGAGGAUGCUGCUUUGAAGCAAAGGUUUGGUGAUAAUGUGGGCCAGCUUUUGGAUCCAAAUCAUGCAUCGAUCUUGAAAUCAGCUGCAGCCUCUGGCCAGCCAACUGGGCAAAUGUUGCAUGGUUCUGCUGGUGGAAUGUCUCCACAAGUUCAAGCACGAAGCCAGCAAUUUCCAGGGUCUACAGCAGAUAUCAAAACUGAAAUUAAUCCCAUCCUGAAUCCAAGAGCUGCGGGCCCUGAAGGAUCACUGAUUGGAAUCCCUGGGUCGAAUCAAGGAAAUAACAAUUUGACGCUCAAAGGCUGGCCUUUAACUGGUCUCGACCAGCUUCGAUCUGGGUUACUCCAACAGCCAAAGUCAUUCAUGCAAGGACCUCAGUCCUAUCAUCAGUUACAGAUGCUGACACCUCAGCACCAGCAGCAGCUGAUGCUCGCCCAGCAGAGUCUUUCUCCAUCUGCGAGUGAUGCCGAGAGCCGAAGGUUGAAAAUGCUUCUUAAUAACCGAAGCUUCUCUAUGGGUAAAGAUGGACUCUCUAAUUCGGUUGGUGAUGUGAUUCCUAAUAUGGGGUCUCCCUUGCAAGCUGGUGGGCCGGUUUUGCCUCGUGCGGAUACCGAAAUGCUAAUGAAGUUGAAAUUUGCGCAAAUGCAGCAUCAGCAGCAACAACAGCAGCAGAACAGUAAUCAAUCCCACCAGCAACAACUUCAGCAACAUGCACUCUCUGGUCAACAGCCUCAGAGUUCGAAUCACAAUCUACAGCAAGAUAAGAUUAUGGGUAGUGGCAGUAUCACUGGUGAUGGUAGCAUGUCCAAUUCCUUCCGAGGAAAUGAUCAGGCUUCAAAAAGCCAGGUUGGGAGAAAGAGAAAGCAACCUGUAUCUUCUUCAGGCCCCGCUAACAGCUCCGGGACAGCAAAUACAGCCGGGCCCUCUCCAAGUUCGGCCCCAUCAACACCCUCAACUCAUACACCGGGAGAUGUGAUGUCGAUGCCUGCCUUGCCACACAGUAGCAGCUCCUCAAAGCCUCUGAUGAUGUUUGGGUCUGAUAACACUGGCACUCUCACUUCACCAUCAAAUCACUUGUGGGAUGAUAAGGACAUCGGGCAAGCUGACAUGGAUCGUUUUGUGGAUGAUGUUGAGGACAAUGUGGAGUCCUUUCUAUCCCAUGAUGAUGCUGAUCCCCGAGAUGCGGUUGGCCGCUGUAUGGAUGUUAGCAAAGGGUUUACAUUCACGGAAGUGAAUUCUGUUCGCGCUAGUGGAAGUAAAGUUGCAUGCUGCCACUUCUCAUCAGAUGGAAAACUGCUCGCCAGUGGUGGACAUGACAAAAAGGCUGUUCUAUGGUACACUGAUUCUCUGAAGCCAAAAACUACACUUGAGGAACACUCUUCACUCAUUACUGAUGUCCGUUUUAGUCCUAGCAUGGCCCGCCUUGCCACAUCGUCUUUUGAUAAAACUGUCAGAGUCUGGGAUGCAGAUACUCCUGGCUACUCACUUCGUACGUUUACUGGACACUCUGCUGGUGUGAUGUCAUUGGAUUUUCAUCCCAAUAAAGAUGACCUCAUCUGCUCGUGUGAUGGGGAUGGUGAGAUAAGAUACUGGAGUAUUACUAAAGGAAACUUCACCAGAGUUUUCAAGGGUGGCACGACCCAGGUUAGAUUUCAACCUCGUCUUGGAAGGUACCUUGCGGCCGCUGCUGAGAAUGUCGUGUCAAUACUUGAUGCAGAGACAACCACUUGUCGCCAUUCAUUAAAGGGCCACACAAAAACAAUUCAUUCUAUUUGCUGGGACUCGUCUGGUGAGCUGGUUGCAUCUGUUAGUGAGGACUCGGUUAGGGUUUGGACAAUGAGGUCUGGAAGUGAAGGCGAAUGCUUGCAUGAGCUGAGUUGUAAUGGAAACAAGUUCCAUUCCUGUGUUUUCCACCCUACAUAUUCAUCCUUGCUUGUUAUCGGUUGUUAUCAGUCUUUGGAGCUUUGGAACAUGAGCGAGAACAAGACAAUGACCCUAUCGGCUCAUGAAGGCUUAAUUGCAUCAUUGGCUAUGUCGUCGGUUGCUGGCUUGGUUGCGUCUGCGAGUCACGACAAAAUCGUCAAACUUUGGAAGUGA